This is a messenger RNA of Oppiella nova, 395 nucleotides long. Lineage: Eukaryota; Metazoa; Arthropoda; Arachnida; Sarcoptiformes; Oppiidae. The record is from the annotation of a GenBank genome assembly.
AGAAUUCAUUAGAAUUAAUCAAAAUAAUGAUAAUUUACAAUAAAAUCAUAGCCCACACGACAGGCAUCUAUUCGAGUAUAACGUUGAAUGUGAAGUUCAUAUUCAUUACGAUUAUACUCUCGAUUCCGUGGAUUACUUUCGUUUUAUACCAACAGAAUCAUCAUGAAUUUAAGAGCUCCCAGAGCUUAGGCUUUCUGUUUAGGCUUAAUGAAGGCACUGGAGUCUCGACUAUGUGUUGGAAUUACAUGCAAUCGAUGCCAACACUAUUGGGUUCGUGUCUGACAUCUAAUGCAAUACUACACUCAUCCGAUGGACACAAGAAAGAAAUAAAAUUUUGCGAAAUCAAGUCCGACGACGAAGAAUGCAAUAAAAUCACUGAAAUAGAGCUCAUCUGA